Messenger RNA from Sapajus apella (tufted capuchin), 8281 nucleotides. It is a transcript of the gene ROBO1, whose product is annotated as roundabout guidance receptor 1. The transcript is spliced from 32 exons. The record is from RefSeq and is a predicted model, not a curated record. Gene Ontology annotation, biological process: Roundabout signaling pathway; axon guidance; cell-cell adhesion. Gene Ontology annotation, molecular function: protein binding; axon guidance receptor activity. Bases 391 to 5355 code for a protein of 1654 amino acids. Gene Ontology annotation, cellular component: plasma membrane; axon. NCBI's taxonomy places the organism in Eukaryota, Metazoa, Chordata, Mammalia, Primates, Cebidae.
GUUUAGGGCCGGAGCAGUAGGACCCAGGGGCCUCCGCAGCCACCAAUAGAAGCGCACACUUGGACCUAUUUGUAUGCAAUGCCGUCUGCCCUGCGCAUUAAUAGUAAUAGAGAUAACGGGUCUGAAAGAAUUCUCUACUGAAGAAGGAUUGAAUUUUUCUAGGGUGCUGAUACCGAGAAGAAACCCGACUUCACUCUCCCUAUUUCCCCACUCGUAGGUUUAAAAGUCUCAGACAGCUUUUCCUUGGUUUAAACUCGGAAAGGUCUCGGUGCACUGUAAAGUUGCAGGGCUGCGUCUACACUACGGAGCCGCUAGAUUGCUGAAAACAGUCUCGUCGAAGGAUAACACAUAUCUAUCACUGGCUGGGUGUAAUGCAAGCAAGGGACAAAGAUGAAAUGGAAACAUGCUCCUUUUUUGGUCAUAAUAUCACUCCUCAGCUUAUCCCCAAAUCACCUGCUUCUGGCCCAGCUUAUCCCAGACCCUGAAGAUCUAGAGAGGGGGAACGACCACGGGACGCCGAUCCCCACCUCUGAUAACGAUGACAAUUCGCUGGGCUAUACAGGCUCCCGUCUUCGUCAGGAAGAUUUUCCACCUCGCAUUGUUGAACACCCUUCAGACCUGAUUGUCUCAAAAGGAGAACCUGCAACUUUGAACUGCAAAGCUGAAGGCCGCCCCACACCCACUAUUGAAUGGUACAAAGGGGGAGAGAGAGUAGAGACAGACAAAGAUGAGCCUCGCUCACACCGAAUGUUGCUGCCAAGUGGAUCUUUAUUUUUCUUACGUAUAGUACAUGGAAGAAAAAGUAGACCUGAUGAGGGAGUCUAUGUCUGCGUAGCAAGGAAUUACCUUGGAGAGGCUGUGAGCCACAAUGCAUCGCUGGAAGUAGCCAUACUUCGGGACGACUUCAGACAAAACCCUUCGGAUGUCAUGGUUGCAGUAGGAGAGCCUGCAGUCAUGGAAUGCCAGCCUCCACGAGGCCAUCCUGAGCCCACGAUUUCAUGGAAGAAAGAUGGCUCUCCACUGGAUGAUAAAGAUGAAAGAAUAACUAUACGAGGAGGAAAGCUCAUGAUCACUUACACCCGUAAAAGUGACGCUGGCAAAUAUGUUUGUGUUGGCACCAAUAUGGUUGGGGAACGUGAGAGUGAAGUAGCAGAACUAACUGUUUUAGAGAGACCAUCAUUUGUGAAGAGACCCAGUAACUUGGCGGUAACUGUGGAUGACAGUGCAGAAUUUAAAUGUGAGGCCCGAGGUGACCCAGUGCCUACAGUACGGUGGAGGAAAGAUGAUGGAGAGCUGCCCAAGUCCAGAUAUGAAAUCCGAGAUGAUCAUACCUUGAAAAUUAAGAAGGUGAUGGCUGCCGACAUGGGUUCCUACACUUGUGUUGCAGAAAAUAUGGUUGGAAAAGCUGAAGCAUCUGCUACUCUGACUGUUCAAGUUGGGUCUGAACCUCCACAUUUUGUUGUGAAACCCCGUGACCAGGUUGUUGCCUUGGGACGGACAGUAACUUUUCAAUGUGAAGCAACCGGAAAUCCUCAGCCAGCUAUAUUUUGGAGGAGAGAGGGGAGUCAGAAUCUGCUUUUCUCGUAUCAACCACCACAGUCAUCCAGCCGGUUUUCAGUCUCCCAGACUGGUGACCUCACAAUUACUAAUGUCCAGCGAUCUGAUGUUGGUUAUUACAUUUGCCAGACUUUAAAUGUUGCUGGAAGCAUCAUCACAAAGGCAUAUUUGGAAGUUACAGAUGUGAUUGCAGAUCGGCCUCCCCCGGUUAUUCGACAAGGUCCUGUGAAUCAGACUGUAGCUGUGGAUGGCACUUUCGUCCUCAGCUGUGUGGCCACAGGCAGUCCGGUGCCCACAAUUCUGUGGAGAAAGGAUGGAGUCCUCAUUUCAACCCAAGAUUCUCGAAUCAAACAGUUGGAGAAUGGAGUGCUGCAGAUCCGAUAUGCUAAGCUGGGUGAUACUGGUCGGUACACCUGCAUUGCAUCAACUCCCAGUGGUGAAGCAACAUGGAGUGCUUACAUUGAAGUCCAAGAAUUUGGAGUUCCUGUUCAGCCUCCAAGACCCACUGACCCAAAUUUAAUUCCUAGUGCUCCAUCAAAACCUGAAGUUACAGAUGUCAGCAGAAAUACAGUAACAUUAUCAUGGCAACCAAAUUUGAAUUCAGGAGCAACUCCAACAUCUUAUAUUAUAGAAGCCUUCAGCCACGCAUCUGGCAGCAGCUGGCAGACCGUAGCAGAGAAUGUGAAAACAGAAACAUUUGCCAUUAAAGGACUCAAACCAAAUGCAAUUUACCUUUUCCUUGUGAGGGCAGCUAAUGCAUAUGGAAUUAGUGAUCCAAGCCAAAUAUCAGACCCAGUGAAAACACAAGAUGUUCCACCAACAAGUCAGGGUGUGGACCACAAGCAGGUCCAGAGAGAACUGGGAAAUGUUGUCCUGCACCUCCACAACCCCACCAUCCUUUCUUCCUCUUCCAUCGAAGUGCACUGGACAGUGGAUCAACAGUCUCAGUAUAUUCAAGGAUAUAAAAUUCUCUAUCGGCCAUCUGGAGCCAGCCACGGAGAAUCAGAGUGGUUAGUUUUUGAAGUGAGGACCCCAACCAAAAAUAGCGUGGUUAUCCCUGAUCUCAAAAAGGGAGUCAACUAUGAAAUUAAGGCUCGCCCAUUUUUUAAUGAAUUUCAAGGAGCAGAUAGUGAAAUCAAGUUUGCCAAAACCCUAGAAGAAGCACCCAGUGCCCCACCCCAAGGUGUAACUGUAUCAAAGAAUGAUGGAAAUGGAACUGCAAUUCUUGUUAGUUGGCAGCCACCUCCGGAAGACACUCAGAAUGGAAUGGUCCAAGAGUACAAGGUUUGGUGUCUGGGCAAUGAAACUCGAUACCACAUAAACAAAACAGUGGAUGGUUCCACCUUUUCUGUGGUCAUUCCCUUUCUUGUUCCUGGAAUCCGAUACAGUGUGGAAGUGGCAGCCAGCACUGGGGCUGGGCCUGGGGUGAAGAGUGAGCCUCAGUUCAUCCAGUUAGAUUCCCAUGGAAACCCUGUGUCACCUGAGGACCAAGUCAGCCUCGCCCAGCAGAUCUCAGAUGUGGUGAAGCAGCCUGCCUUCAUUGCAGGAAUUGGAGCAGCCUGUUGGAUCAUCCUCAUGCUCUUCAGCGUCUGGCUCUAUCGACACCGCAAGAAGAGGAACGGACUUACUAGUACUUACGCGGGUAUCAGAAAAGUCCCGUCUUUUACCUUCACACCAACAGUAACUUAUCAGAGAGGAGGCGAAGCUGUCAGCAGUGGAGGGAGGCCAGGACUUCUCAACAUCAGUGAACCUACCACACAGCCCUGGCUGGCAGACACGUGGCCUAACACUGGCAACAAUCACAAUGACUGCUCCAUCAGCUGCUGUGCGGCAGGCAAUGGGAACAGCGACAGCAACCUCACUACCUACAGCCGCCCAGCUGAUUGUAUAGCAAAUUAUAACAACCAACUGGAUAACAAACAAACAAAUCUGAUGCUCCCUGAGUCAACUGUUUAUGGUGAUGUGGACCUUAGUAACAAAAUCAAUGAGAUGAAAACCUUCAAUAGCCCAAAUCUGAAGGAUGGGCGUUUUGUCAAUCCAUCAGGGCAGCCUACUCCUUACGCCACCACUCAGCUCAUCCAGUCAAACCUCAGCAACAACAUGAACAACGGCAGUGGGGACUCUGGCGAGAAGCACUGGAAACCACUGGGACAGCAGAAACAAGAAGUGGCACCAGUUCAGUACAACAUCAUGGAGCAAAACAAGCUGAACAAAGAUUAUCGAGCAAAUGACACAAUUCCUCCAACUAUCCCAUACAACCAAUCAUACGACCAGAACACAGGAGGCUCCUACAACAGUUCGGACCGGGGCAGCAGUACAUCUGGGAGUCAAGGGCAUAAGAAAGGGGCAAGAACACCCAAAGUACCAAAACAAGGUGGCAUGAACUGGGCUGACCUGCUUCCUCCUCCCCCAGCACAUCCUCCUCCGCACAGCAAUAGCGAAGAGUACAACAUUUCUGUAGACGAAAGCUAUGACCAAGAAAUGCCAUGUCCUGUGCCACCAGCAAGGAUGUACUUGCAACAAGAUGAAUUAGAAGAGGAGGAAGAUGAACGAGGCCCCACCCCCCCUGUUCGGGGAGCAGCUUCUUCUCCAGCUGCCGUGUCCUAUAGCCAUCAAUCCACUGCCACUCUGACUCCUUCCCCACAGGAAGAACUUCAGCCCAUGUUACAGGAUUGUCCAGAGGAGAUUGGCCACAUGCAGCACCAACCCGACAGGAGACGGCAGCCUGUGAGUCCUCCUCCACCACCACGGCCGAUUUCCCCUCCACAUACCUAUGGCUACAUUUCAGGACCCCUGGUCUCAGAUAUGGAUACGGAUGCACCAGAAGAGGAAGAAGAUGAAGCCGACAUGGAAGUAGCCAAGAUGCAAACCAGAAGGCUUUUGUUACGUGGGCUUGAGCAGACACCUGCCUCCAGUGUUGGGGACCUGGAGAGCUCUGUCACAGGGUCCAUGAUUAACGGCUGGGGCUCAGCCUCAGAGGAGGACAACAUUUCCAGUGGGCGCUCCAGCGUUAGUUCUUCAGAUGGCUCCUUUUUCACUGAUGCUGAUUUUGCCCAAGCAGUCGCAGCAGCAGCAGAGUAUGCCGGUCUGAAAGUGGCGCGAAGGCAAAUGCAGGAUGCUGCUGGCCGUCGACAUUUUCAUGCAUCUCAGUGCCCUAGGCCCACAAGUCCUGUGUCUACAGACAGCAACAUGAGUGCCGCUGUAAUGCAGAAAACCAGACCAGCCAAGAAACAAAAACACCAGCCAGGACAUCUGCGCAGAGAAGCCUACACAGAUGAUCUUCCACCUCCUCCUGUGCCACCACCUGCUAUAAAGUCACCCACUGUCCCAUCCAAGACACAGCUGGAAGUACGACCUGUAGUGGUGCCAAAACUCCCUUCUAUAGAUGCAAGAACAGACAGAUCAUCAGAUAGAAAAGGAAGCAAUUACAAGGGGAGAGAAGUAUUGGAUGGAAGACAAGUUGUUGACCUGCGAACAAAUCCAGGUGAUCCCAGAGAAGCACAGGAACAACAAAAUGACGGGAAAGGACGUGGAAACAAGGCAGCAAAACGAGACCUUCCACCAGCAAAGACUCAUCUCAUCCAAGAGGAUAUUCUACCUUAUUGUAGACCUACUUUUCCAACGUCAAAUAAUCCCAGAGAUCCCAGUUCUUCAAGCUCAAUGUCAUCAAGAGGAUCAGGAAGCCGACAAAGAGAACAAGCAAAUGUAGGUCGAAGAAAUAUUGCAGAAAUGCAGGUACUUGGAGGAUAUGAAAGAGGAGAAGAUAAUAAUGAAGAAUUAGAGGAAACUGAAAGCUGAAGACAACCAAGAGGCCUAUGAAAUUGAAUGUGAAAAUUAUCACUCAAGAUGCCUCCUGUCUGAUGACACAUGACGCCAGAUAAAAUGUUCAGUGCAAUCAGAGUGUACAAAUUGUCGUUUUUAUUCCUCUUAUUGGGGUAUCAUUUUAAAACUUUAUUGGGUUUUUAUUGUUGUUGUUUGAUCUCUAACCCUACAAAGAGCCUUCCUAUUCCCCUCGCUGUUGGAGCAAAUUGUUACACUUUACUUCCAGCAAGGAAAGUGCUUUGACUUCUUGCUUCCCUCAUCAGCCAGCAGGAGAGAACAAAACUGUGCUUUUGCAUUUUGCCCCUGAGAUAUGGCAUUGCACUGCUUAUAUGCGAAGCUAAUUUAUAGCAAGAUAUUGAUCAAAGAUAUAAAGUUGAUAUUCAACCUCAUGCCAAGGGCUCUCAAAGUGUAAUCUUUCCAUAGCCAACUGCUAAUGCAAAUUAAAACAUAUUUCAUUUUAACAUGAUUUUAAAAUCAGUUUUUCAUACUACCCUUUGCUGGAAGAAACUAAAAAUACAGCAAAUGCAGAACCACAAGUAAUUUGAAUGGGGUAGAAACAUUGUAAAUAUAUACUCUUUGCAAACCCUGGUGGUAUUUUAUUUUGUCUUCAUUUCAAUCAUUGAAGUAUAUUCUUACUGGAAAUGUACUUUUGGAUAAGUAGGGCUAAGCCAGUUGGAUCUCUGGUUGUCUAGUCAUUGUCAUAAGUAAACCUAGCAAAACCUUGUUCUAUUUUUCAAUCAAAAAGCAACUAUAAAUGCGUAUUAUGAACAAGUGGAUGUUUUUAAUGACCAAUUGAGUAAGAACAUCCUUGUCUUAACUGGCCUAAAUUUCUUCCGGUAGUGUCAGUUCAACUUUCAGAAGUGCCACUUAAGGAAGUUUGAUUUUUGUUUUUGUAAUGCACUGUUUUUAAUCUUUCUCUCUCUCUCUCUCUUUUUUUUUUUUUUUUUUGGUUUUAAAAGCACAAUCACUAAACUUUAUUUGUAAACCAUUGUAACUAUUAACCUUUUUUGUCUUAUUGAAAAAAAAAGUUGUUGAGAAGCGUUUUUAACCUGUUUUGUUAAUGCUCUAUGUUUGUACUUGGAAUAUUUGAAUGAUGACAGAUGGUGAAGUGACGUGCAUACUUUAUUGUGGGCCAUGAACCAAAUGGUUCUUACUUUUCCUGGACUUAAAGAAAAAAAGAGGUUUAGGUUUGUUGUGGCCAAUAUUGAAACUUACAAGAUUUCCUUAAAAUCUGCAAUAGAGGCAUUACUUGCUUUCAAUUGCCAAAUGAUGCCCUCUGACUAGUAGAUUUCUAUGACAGUUUUUUGUCAUUUUAUAAAUAUCAUUGAUUUUAUAAUUGGUGCUAUUUGAAGGAAAAAGAAAAGUACAUUUACUCAUAGAUAGGUAUCAGGUCUGACCCCACCGGAAAACAAAGCCAAACAAAGCUGAACCACAAAAAACAGGCUGGUGUUCACCAAAAACUAAACGUGUUCAUUUAGAUAAUUUGAAAAAGUUCCAUAGAAAGGGUGUGCAGUCCUAAGGGAACAAUCCAUGUGAUUAAUGUUUUCAUUAUGUUCAUGUAAGAAGCCUCUUAUUUUUAGCCAUAAUUUUGCAUACUGAAAAUCCAAUAAUCAGAAAAGUAAUUUUGUCACAUUAUUUAUUAAAAAUGUUCUCAAAUACAUCUUUCUUUCUUGUGUUGAUUUCUUUUUUCAUUGUGUGCUGAUCAAAUUUAUUCCAUUUAAUCACAAAAUCGUUCUGUCUUAACAUUUCACCCUUGUAUUAUCAGACGAGUGAAAAUUCUCAAUUAGUUUUAUGAAUAACCAGGCUUUACUAUAAGCAAAAAUUUUACCUAACUCCUCUGAAAUUAAAAAUGUAAGAUCAGUCAAGACCUAGAAGUUAAUAAUUGGAUCAGAGACUAAGUCUUUAAUAUUAAGGGUGUAUUAUUUUUGUGUAUGUGUAUCUGAAUUUCAGCUAAUCUAUUUCUAAAAUAAUUGGGAUUCAACUAGAUAAAUGUGACUUGUAAAGUCUGAGCCACCUACGUUCUGUCAGCAAGAAAAUCAUAUAAAUCCGAAAUGCUUAUCAGUAACUAUCUGCUUUCUUGUUACAAAUUCAUGUAAAAAAUUAACAAUACCUAUCAUAUAACUUUUUACACAUUAUUAUAGUUAAUGUAUUCAGGUAUUUAGCUUUAGAUGAACAAUAUGGGCACCAUGUCUUGGAAUUCCAAGAGCAAUAGAAUCUAAUGAAGAUUUUUUUCCUUUCACAUAUAUAUUGCUCUUCUACCUAAAUUUUGUGUUUAUGAAAAUUUGAGAAUAUGAGGCAAAACAUUGAACAAAGGGGGUGUAAUCUGAAAUUUAAUUCUAUAAAAGUGAAGUAAUCACCAGCAUCUACUUAAAGAUGAUCAGGUCCACAGGUCAAGAAGUCAGUUUCCAAAAGCUACUUCAAGGAAAACUUAGAGGGACAUAUGUAAUGACCUAAUUUCUCUCUUUCCCUUGGUGAGUUGACUAUAAAUAAGUUAGUCUCUCUUUAUUUAUACUAUGUGAUAAUACAUACUGAUUCUGUGUAUCAGAGGACCUGAUUUUGUCACAGCUGUGUUUCCUUGGACAUGUUACUUAACCUCCAAGUCUCAGGUACUUCACCUGUAAAUUCAGUAAUACCUACCUCAUGGACCUGUUGUCAUGAUUUAGUGCGUUAAUGCGUAUGAUAUGGACUCUGUAAACUCCAUAAACAGUACAAAAUUAUUGUUAUAUUUAUGGACUGAAAUUCAUUACACAUGCAAUCCCCGCUUUUCAUACCUAGUUUGUUUCUAAAUAUUUGCAUGUAAAUCGAAGAAUAAGUGUGGUACAAGGAUGAGGUUGGUUUCGUUUCCGGUGAGUAAAAUUCACUGUGAAAUUCCUAACUGUGGAAUAAAUUCUUGGCGUUUUUG